AUGACACGUUCACUAAAAAAAAAUCCUUUUGUAGCAAAUCAUUUAUUAAAAAAAAUCGAAAGGCUUAAUACAAAAGCGGAAAAAGAAAUAAUAAUAACUUGGUCCAGAGCAUCUACCAUUAUACCCACAAUGAUCGGCCAUACUAUCGCUAUCCAUAAUGGAAGAGAGCAUUUGCCUAUUUAUAUAACGGAUCGUAUGGUAGGACAUAAAUUGGGGGAAUUCGCACCUACUAUAAAUUUCCGCGGACACGCGAAAAACGAUAAUAAAUCUCGUCGUUAA
Molecule: messenger RNA, 279 nt
Organism: Theobroma cacao (cacao)
Lineage: Eukaryota; Viridiplantae; Streptophyta; Magnoliopsida; Malvales; Malvaceae
Source: the annotation of a RefSeq genome assembly